This is a messenger RNA of Labrus bergylta (ballan wrasse), 1704 nucleotides long. It is a transcript of the gene mrps5, whose product is annotated as mitochondrial ribosomal protein S5. NCBI's taxonomy places the organism in Eukaryota, Metazoa, Chordata, Actinopteri, Labriformes, Labridae. Gene Ontology annotation, cellular component: ribosome. Gene Ontology annotation, biological process: translation. The record is from RefSeq and is a predicted model, not a curated record. Gene Ontology annotation, molecular function: RNA binding; structural constituent of ribosome.
CGCCUUGUUGUCCUCUCAAGGACCCUGCUUAAUCCAAAUAUGGCGGCGUCCAUACGGGUGUGCUGUGCCCUCCGCAUCACUCUCGGAGGUGCUGCACCGCUGCGUAUCUUUGGGGGAGCACUUCAGGUGUCCCAUGCUGCGACUCGAGCCUCAGCCGGCUCUCUUCAAAGAAACCCUGCACUUCCAUUGGUUCCCCAGACAGCCUGGCAGCAAACCAGGCAUGGCAGCUUCUUCAACAAGUUGACGGCUGAAGAGUUAUGGCGAGGUGUGUUGGCGGAGAUGGGUGCUGGAGCCAGGAAGGGCCGAGGAAAGAGAACCAAACGCAAACUGAGGAGAGACCUGAACAGGGGACAGAUCAUAGGAGAAGGCCGCGGAGGAUAUCUGUGGCCUGGUCUUAACGUUCCAGUGCUGAGGGACGGGAGUCUCCAGAUCGUGAGUCGAAGAGGGGAGAGUGAGCAGCAGGAGGUGCAAGCUGAACUGGUGCGUCAGAGGGAUGAGUGGGAGAAGAAGCGGAAGAUGAGGGUGAAGAGGGAAAGAGGAUGGACAGGACACUCCAUGGGGGGCAUCAGCCUGGGCUCCCCGGACCCCGGACCCAACGGAGAGACUUAUGACGAGUUUGAUUCCCGCGUCAUUGAGAUGAAGAGUGUGUUCAACAUGACGGCCAAGGAGGGCAGGAAGAGGUCUGUCAGCUGCCUGGUGGCUGUGGGAAACGGGAAUGGAGCUGCAGGUUUCGCGUUGGGCAAAGCAGCAGACAGAAUGACAGCUAUGAGGAAGGCCAAGAACAGAGCCAUCCACUACCUGUACUACAUAGAGCGAUACAACAACAGAACCAUUUAUCACGACAUCGAGUCCAAGUUCAAGAGAACAACACUCCGCUUGAAGAAACAAAACGAAGGUUAUGGUCUGCACUGUCACCGGGCGGUCAUCACGCUGUGCAGGCUGAUCGGCAUUCAGGAUAUGUACUGCAAAGUGGACGGAUCAGUCAAUCUACUUAACAUCACCAGGGCUCUCUUCACUGGAUUAGCCAAUCAGGAAACUCACCAGACUCUCGCAGAGAAUAGGAAACUCCACGUCGUCGAAUUCCAGUCACAGCGAGGCCUGCUGCCCGUGGUGAUUGCGAGUCCUAAAGACGGAGCACAAGCAGACCCUGAGCCUGUAGACGAGAUCCCAGACACGAAGCUGAACUGGGGCGAUGUACGAGCCGCACACGGGACCAAACGUUCAAUCUGGGCAGGUGUCAAACGCACCAUCUGGUAGUGUGGGAGUGGACUAAUUACCUGAUCAGACCGCAGGAUGGAUGAAUGGACUCAUAGGGUGGCUACAAGAGUCAGAGGGGAGGGUCUCACUUUUGGCUUUGAUCAAAUAAAAAUGAAAGUUAGUGUGGAAUAUGAGCACUUUAUCCUCAAAAGAAUAUUGCAUUUGUUAAAAAUGUUCAAAUCUGGACAAUUCUGAUUGUCUUGUCAGCUGAGGAAUAAAGUUGCAUAUUCGUCAAACUGCAGAAAUCUCCACUGAAAACGUAAUACUCCAGAUACACCAAAUAAAGAUCAAUAUUGACAUGUAGUAAGAUGUUAAUGUCCUGGAUAUCUCGAGCUUCUUUAACUACAGAAUAAAAUGUUGUGUUCUUUACAUCCACAGAGAUUUUUUUUUUCAAAUACAGUAUGUACUGAAGAAAUAAAGCUGAUGUGUAAAAAAAUUACAGUGUGA